Messenger RNA from Seriola dumerili (greater amberjack), 1233 nucleotides. Its product is annotated as claudin-4-like. NCBI's taxonomy places the organism in Eukaryota, Metazoa, Chordata, Actinopteri, Carangiformes, Carangidae. The record is from RefSeq and is a predicted model, not a curated record. Gene Ontology annotation, cellular component: plasma membrane; bicellular tight junction. The transcript has a single exon. Bases 198 to 842 code for a protein of 214 amino acids. Gene Ontology annotation, molecular function: structural molecule activity. Gene Ontology annotation, biological process: cell adhesion; bicellular tight junction assembly.
UUGUUCUCCUCUGAGUCCUCUCCCAUUCAGCAAAACUCACCUGACCAACAGAACCACAAAAGGAGACAAACAACCCAGAGGCCAACGUAACUGCAAGAGAGGAGUGGCAGCAAACAGAGACAGCUUUCAAGUCACCACUGCAAAAGGGAAAGAAGGUUCAUUUGAAGGAACAACAAAGAACAAACCUGCUGUCCACCAUGGUGUCUGCUGGGUUUCAAAUACUGGGCUCAGCUCUGGGGAUCCUGGGCUGGAUUGGCGCCAUCAUCGUGUGCGCCCUUCCCAUGUGGAAGGUCACUGCUUUUAUUGGCAGCAGCAUCGUCACUUCGCAGAUCACCUGGGAAGGAAUUUGGAUGAGCUGUGUGGUCCAGAGUACAGGCCAGAUGCAGUGUAAGGUGUAUGACUCAAUGCUGGCCCUCUCCUCUGACCUCCAGGCUGCCAGGGCCCUGACCAUCAUCUCCAUCGUGGUGGGCAUCAUGGCUAUCCUGCUGUCUGUAGCCGGGGGUCAGUGCACCAACUGUGUGGAGGAUCCGUCAUCCAAGGCCAAGGUGGGCGUUGCAUCUGGGGUAAUGUUCAUUGCAGCUGGGAUCCUCUGCCUCGUCCCCGUCUGCUGGACGGCCCACACCAUCAUCCGAAACUUCUACAGCCCACUGACUAACAGCGCCCAGAAGAGAGAACUGGGCGCUGCGCUCUACAUCGGAUGGGGGGCAGCUGCUCUGAUGCUGAUCGGAGGGGGGAUGCUCUGCUUCAACUGCCCCAAUAAGGAUGAAGGGUCCUACACUGCAAGGUACAAAGCUGCCAGGUCCGAGGCCUCAGCACCAGCAUCCGGGAAAGACUAUGUGUGAAACUAGAGAUCAGUAUAUGGCUUCCACAAAGCACUGUUUACCGGAACAGAUGCACUGGUGCUACUGAGUGUUGAUAAUUCAGUAUUUCGCCUGAUCAAAAAGUUACUCCUCCUGAGUGUUUGAAGGAAAUGGAUAGCAGGACAGGAACCGCACGCAAAGAGGAAAUCCAAUUCAAUAUGUUAACACAUUUAUUAGUAUGUGUAUGGCUGUUAAUAUGACUGUUAGUAAAUUCAAAGUCUUUUCUUAUUAGUAUACACACUCUAUAACCUCAGUCUUAUUUUGAAAAUCUUCUCUUUUUGCCAUGUAUAUGUGGGUUGUUUUUAUAAACCAUGUCUAUGAGAUUCACGAUGGGCUGGUUAAACUGUAAAUAAAUAUUUGUUUACAAAAUUGA